AUGUGUGAAAACAUAGAAAACUUAAAAAAUAUGGAGUGCCUUAACGGCAAUGAUCUACUAUCACCAAAUUUCAAUGAAAUCGGAACUGAGCAUUACAAUCAAGCAUACCCUGAAGAGCGAAUAGCCGAUUAUUUCUAUAAUUCUGUUAUACUCGUGACUGGCGGAACCGGCUUCGUCGGGAAGGCUUUACUGGAGAAGUUGCUGAGGAGCUGUCCCGGGAUUGACACCAUUUAUAUCCUCAUGCGUCCCAAACGUGGACUGUCUGUGGAUCAGAGGUAUAAGGAACUGUUGAAGAAUCAGGUUUUCGAUCGCAUCCGAGCAAAGUGGCCAGAGCGUUUGAGUAAGUUAUACCCCAUCACUGGUGACGUCUCCGCCCCUAAUCUUGGUGUCAGCCCCGAGCAACAGUUGCUGUUGAAAAAAUGCAAUACGGUUUUCCAUUCGGCCGCUACCGUGAAAUUUACAGAACCUCUUCAUGCUGCAACUACUUUGAAUGUCCAAGGAACUGCAACUCUCUUGAAAUUGGCUGGAGAUAUGCCGUUACUUAGGGCUCUAGUUCACGUAUCAACAGCGUACAGCAAUGCUCCAAGAAGUUACAUAGAAGAAAAAGUGUAUCCACCCCCAUACGACCCGGAGAGUAUCGUAAAAUGUACUAAGAUGUUGCCAGCGGAAACUGUGAAUAUUAUUGCUGAAGCCUUACAGGGUGAUCAUCCUAAUCCUUAUACACUGACGAAAUCGCUCGCAGAGUCUAUUGUGUACAACCACACAGAACUACCUGUCUGUAUUAUCAGACCUUCCAUAGUAACGGCCGCAUUCCAGGAGCCAUUUCCCGGUUGGAUUGAUAACGUUUACGGAGUUACAGGUAUAAUAAUGGAGAUAUCGCGUGGUACCUAUCGUUCGGGGUACUGUAGAGAGCGUUACGUUGUGGACCUCGUACCAGUCGACAUGGUGGUCAACAGCUGCAUCUUAGCCGCCUGGAGACAAGGGUCGAAAAAACCAGGCCGUUGUCCAGUCUACAAUGUCACAUCGGGAUCAAUUAAUCCACUACAAUGGGGACAUUUCACAAAACUCUGCGUCAAAUGGGCAAGAGAGAACCCUACAAAAUAUGUUAUGUGGUACCCAAACUUUGCUUUUACGGAGUCUCGGUUUAUAAAUACAUUUUGGGAAAUAUCUUGCCACUUUUUACCAGCUUUCCUAUAUGAUUUACUACUCCGGGCACAAGGAAGAAAAGCAAUAAUGAUGAAACUUGCACGACGAUUUAAAAUGGCUGCGGCGACCGGUGAAUAUUUUGCCAAUCAUGAGUGGGAAUUUGGCGUCUCGGAAUUAACAGCUUUACACAAUGAAGCAAGUUCUGCUAGUGAUUCAGGUGCCUUUGCGCACUGGCCUGGGCAGUUCAAUUGGGAUUCAUAUAUCGGUUCAUAUAUGCUUGGAAUAAGACGGUUCAUUUUAAAAGAUACCACAGAAUCACUCCCUCAAGCCCGAAAUAAAUUGAAAAGGUUAUACUGGGUUCAUAGAUUGUUUCAAGUGGCAACAGGGUACUACGUUUUUAAAUUUCUAGCAGGCCGUGUGCGGUAG
Pararge aegeria (speckled wood butterfly) is the source of this 1572-nucleotide messenger RNA. RefSeq names its product putative fatty acyl-CoA reductase CG5065. Gene Ontology annotation, biological process: long-chain fatty-acyl-CoA metabolic process. The transcript has 10 exons. The record is from RefSeq and is a predicted model, not a curated record. Lineage: Eukaryota; Metazoa; Arthropoda; Insecta; Lepidoptera; Nymphalidae. Gene Ontology annotation, molecular function: alcohol-forming very long-chain fatty acyl-CoA reductase (NADP+) activity. Bases 1 to 1572 code for a protein of 523 amino acids. Gene Ontology annotation, cellular component: peroxisome.